AUGACCAACGAGGCUGCAGCCCCAGCGGUUACGGCCCCGGCGGUUGCCAAAGAUGUCGAGGAGAUCGACUCCGACAUCGAGUUCGUCUCGCAGCCAACCUUCACGGUGGACAUGCGGGAUGAGCUGAAAGAUGAGGAAGUGCGGCCAGAUGAUCUCGACGAUACUGAACGCCUGCCGAAGGAGUCUGAGGCUUGGCCUCAGCUUUUCCCGCCGGCCAACACCAGCGCGCAGUUGCGCCACGACGCGGAGAAAGCUGCCGCUGUGGCCAUGCAAGCUGGGGACUUCACCGGCGCCAUCAAUGUGUACACGGAGGCCAUGAGAAGUGGCGGCUCCAAUCCGCAGAUGCUCUGCACCCGCUCGGCGCUGCUGCUGAAGAUGAAGCGGCCCUGUGCAGCGAUCCGGGACUGCACAGCAGCGCUGAAGAUUAACAAUCACAUGGUGAAGGCUUACCGCCUUCGCGGCAUGGCGCAUCGUCGGCUCGGUCACUGGAAGAAGGCGUACCGGGACUUGACGGAGGCUCAGCACCUCAAGUUUGACCCCGACACGUCAGACAUGCACAAGCUCGUGGCCGGCAAGCUGGGCGUCACCGCCACCGGCCCCAAGACCCGAGAGGCCUCUCCAAGGAAGCGAAGCAAGGUGCGGGAGUCUCCUCCACCUCGGAUGUCUGUACCUGAUCCGAUCAUCCCUGAGCUGCAUUUUCCUGCGCCGGUGGCUGCUCCUGAGCCCCCGCUGGAGAAGGGGCAGGCGGUGCUCCUCGUCGGCCUGCAAAGGGCUCCACAGCUGAACGGGCGGCGCGGUGUGGUGGAGCGGGAGGAUCCGCGGCCGGCAUCCAAGGGACGCUGGGAAGUGGAGAUCCGUUUGGAUGGCGGUGCCCUGGAAGUCAAGUCCAUCAAGCGCGAGAACAUUCAGACUUUGAACAAGGUCGAUCGCGAAGCGUGCAAGGCUUGGGCCAAAGCCGAGAAGAUGCACAAGGAAGCAAGGGACAGGCGAGAGCAGCAGGAGGCUGGGCAUAUCAGCCGUUCAAUCUCAAGGGGCUCUCUUUCUUAG
Symbiodinium natans is the source of this 1047-nucleotide messenger RNA. The record is from the annotation of a GenBank genome assembly. NCBI's taxonomy places the organism in Eukaryota, Dinophyceae, Suessiales, Symbiodiniaceae.